Messenger RNA from Oncorhynchus gorbuscha (pink salmon), 887 nucleotides. RefSeq names its product U6 snRNA-associated Sm-like protein LSm1. The coding region runs from base 115 to 516 and encodes 133 amino acids. The transcript has 4 exons. Gene Ontology annotation, molecular function: RNA cap binding. Gene Ontology annotation, cellular component: P-body; Lsm1-7-Pat1 complex. The record is from RefSeq and is a predicted model, not a curated record. NCBI's taxonomy places the organism in Eukaryota, Metazoa, Chordata, Actinopteri, Salmoniformes, Salmonidae. Gene Ontology annotation, biological process: deadenylation-dependent decapping of nuclear-transcribed mRNA.
AGGGCUUCCCUGAGCAUGCGUUCCCUGCUCUUCCUGUAGAGAGGAUACAUAUCUACUUUUUAACGAUUUGUCUUGACACAUGUCAUACACGGCGAUUAACUACACACGAUCAAAAUGAACUACAUGCCAGGGACCGCGAGUCUCAUCGAUGACAUAGACAAAAAGCAUCUUGUACUUCUUCGAGAUGGACGAACGCUAAUUGGGUUUCUGAGAAGCAUUGACCAGUUUGCCAACCUAGUUUUUCAUCAAACAGUCGAGCGCAUCCAUGUGGGCAAGAAGUUUGGAGACAUCCCCAGAGGAAUCUUCAUUGUGAGAGGAGAGAAUGUUGUUUUGCUUGGAGAAAUAGACAUUGAUAAGCUGUGUGACAACGUCUUGCAGCAAGUUUCUAUAGAGGAGAUCCUGGAGGAGCAGCGAUUGCAACAGCAAGCCAAGCAGAAGACAGAGAAAGCCAAGGUGACCGCACUGAAGGACAGAGGCCUAUCCAUCCCAAAAGCAGAUAAUCUCGAUGAAUACUGAAGGCACUUCUGUUCCAUUUUCUUCCGUAAUACUGGACUCCUCAGUUAUAUGUUGAAUAGGGGAUUAUUUUGAAGACUAUGAGAAGAAUGUGUGCUUUGUAGAUGACGCAAGUCACACUAAAUACUGUACUGAUUUAAUUUUGACUGACUCAUUGGUUUGAAAGCAAACAAUGAAUUAAGUGAUGCAUGAUUUGAGGGUAGACCACACAACCUAGAUUGUCUACAAGACUACAUUUGAUGAGAAAUCAAUUAUGAUUUUCAUACCAUAGCACUGAGAACUAAGUCAAUAGUAUAUAGUGAUGAACUCUGUUAGUGUAAGCAGACACAUUGUAAUGACAAGAUUUGUUUUCUAUAAAAGUUUUUGUUAUUUUA